CGGCGCAAGAGUUUUGAUACAACGAGAAGGAGGUCGGAGAGAACAGGCAUUGAAGUUGGUGCGUUUCUACCAAGACGUGGAUUACAUCUAAAGGAAUGGAUUUGUCGACUUUCCACUUCUGUUAUCUUCUGACAGUACUCCUCACCGGCACCAGCCAUGGGCUGGACAUCAUCUCCACGGCCCCGACGACGGUGGAGAAGGCGAGCGGGGAGAGCGUGAAGCUGGACUGCCAGUUCACCCUGGCCCCCGAGGACUACGGCUCGCUAGACAUCGAGUGGACCCUGCAGCCCUCCGACGCCCAGGGAGAGGAGAAAGUGGUGAUCCUGUACUCAGGGGACCGGCCGUAUGAGAACUACUACCCUCCGCUGAAGGACCGCGUCCACUUCUUCUCCUCGGACCCCAAGACCGGAGACGCCUCCAUCAACCUGCUGGCGCUCAAGUCGGCCGACACAGGCACCUACCAGUGCAAGGUCAAGAAGGUGCCGGGCAUACGCAGCCGCAAGGUGGUGCUCAGAGUCAUGGUGGCCCCGUCUAAGCCGCGUUGCUCCUCGGAGGGUUCCUCUGAGGUGGGUAAGGACGUGGUGCUGCGCUGUGCCUCCAGCGACGGCACCAGCCCCAUCAACUACGACUGGGAGAGGACCACGGGCACCAAGCUGCUGCCCGCCUCCGCCGUCACGGACGGUAUUAGCGGCUCCCUCACCAUCCGGAACGCUAGCGAAGCCUUCUCCGGAAUGUACCGCUGCACGGCCAAGAACCCCGUGGGCAAACAGGACUGUGCCAUAGAGCUCAGCAUCAUCCCUCCGCGUAACAUGGGGGGCAUCAUAGCGGCGUCGAUCAUCUGCGUGCUGCUGGCCCUGAUCAUCAUUGCCAUAAUCCUCUUCUGCUGCUGCCGCGCUCGCAACCGCAAGAAGUACGAGAAGGAGAUCUCCUAUGAGAUCAGAGAGGACGUGCCCCCUCCCAAGAGCCGGGUCUCCACGGCGCGCAGCUUCACCAGCGUGGGCAGCCAGCGCUCCUCGCUGGGCUCCAUGUCGCCCUCCAACCUGCACGAGUACGCCACCCACAACAGCAAGUCGCAGUACGACAAGAUCCCCUCGGAGGAGUACGAGAGGCCCCCCAGCCACGCGCCCCUGCCGCCCCCCGUGGGGCCCAAGCCCAUGGGCCCCAACCUCAGCCGCAUGGGGGCCAUCCCCGUCAUGAUCCCCGCCCAGAACCGGGACGGCAGCAUCGUCUAGCACCGUCUAGCAUCGCAACUCUCCUCUUCCUCCUUUCCUCCUCUCUUCCUCCCCUCCACUCAGACUCAAGUCACCAGAACAGAGAUGGCUAUAUCAGUCUAGCAUAGUCUCCUCUCCUCUCCUCUCCUCCAUCAAUAAGAUGGACCCUUCACCCACAACCCCCCCCCCCAUAAUCCUCAUCCAAAAUUGGUUGAUCAAAGUUGCUCUACCAAGCAACUCUCCUCUCCUCUCCUCCCCUCCUCCAAUUCUCCUGCUCUUCUCUCCCUACUGGACUUUUUACUGGCAGAACUGGGAAUUCUCCAACAUCCAGCAACUUUCCUUCUGUCUCCUGCCCUCGCCUAGACUCCUUAUUACCGUAGCAACGCCGGCCUCUCUGUGUGACUGCCUGUGUGUGUGUACAGUACGUAUGUGUAUAAUACUGUGUGCGUUUUGAUUGUGAUAGUUACCCCACUACGCACUGAACCCCCC
Engraulis encrasicolus (European anchovy) is the source of this 1700-nucleotide messenger RNA. RefSeq names its product CXADR Ig-like cell adhesion molecule (gene cxadr). Lineage: Eukaryota; Metazoa; Chordata; Actinopteri; Clupeiformes; Engraulidae. Gene Ontology annotation, molecular function: cell adhesion molecule binding. Gene Ontology annotation, biological process: homotypic cell-cell adhesion. The record is from RefSeq and is a predicted model, not a curated record. Gene Ontology annotation, cellular component: basolateral plasma membrane; bicellular tight junction; intercalated disc. Bases 96 to 1232 code for a protein of 378 amino acids. The transcript has 7 exons.